UUGUUUUAAUAUCACAACGGACAUGUAUUAUGUAGACUGUUUUUCUUAAAAUAUUACCAGUGCUGUGGAAAUUGUCCGAGAACAAAGGUAGCACAGAUGAGCUGCCGGAAAAAAAGGGACCCAGCGCUACCAUCUCUGGGCACCCAGCGGCCAGUACGAGCCCAGUUGUACCCGAGGAUGACAAUACAGCGGAUGCCUCGACGUCUGGCAAAAGGCCCACGACCAAGACACCAAGUAUUGCGCCGGGACCACGUCGGCUGCUCGUGUGUCAAAUGGAGAAUGUCACCAACGUCACGGACGGCCUUUGCGACUAUCUGUUCCAAAACUACUGGUCGAGGUGGCCCUUCGGAUAUGAUUCGUUUCCAAAGGAAGUGCAACUAUUCGCAAACUAUUCCGCUCCGAGAUAUAAGAAAACGAAAUGCGGCUUCGAUCUGAGAGAAAUGCAUUUCCCCGACAAAGCGCUGGAAACGUUCCUGGAGAACGAUAAGGGAAGACAGCACCUGAAGUGGUAUGAUGAACAGAACAUACGUCAUUACGCGAGACUUAACAUGCACAUCGGCAACUACACAGACGACGAGGAAAUCGGUCACUUCAUUAACUUCUUUCGGGUGUUACGGGAAGAACAAAAGAAAAUUCAGACAACCGGUUUCCAUAUGCUUGGCUUCAUGGUCCACAACUACCACUGGUCUGAUGAAGUAAAGCACAUAAUGAGAGACCAUGUCCAACGCUACAUCAAGGAAAUGGACCUAGACGCCGUGAUGUUCCAGACUACGCAGACAUUAUUGCUUCUAAGGACAAAUCCAUAUAAACAAGAUGUUGUCUGCCAUCUGAGAGGACCAGCAAUGUGGACUCAUUUUGCGGAAAUUCGGUAUCAAGCGACGUUCGUUCGCACACUGGAGUUCAUGAAGACGUUGCAGCUGCCCCACAACCUGCGAGUGCUUCUGUCUCUGUCAAGCGCAACGUACCAUACUUAUUACACACCCCCAAUACGGAAGGCCGAUAUCAGUAUCUUCACGAACCUGGAGUGCAACAUAAGCUUGACAUCGCCAGACGCUUCCAUCUGGAAUAAAAAGAAAUGUUCUGGUCGGUUCAUUGACAAGAAUAUAGAGAACACAAGCAUUACAUACUACUAUGUGUCGUUCCGUCUAUUCGACACCCAAAUAAGCAUGUGCGACACCAACGAGACAUUCAAGAUGAAGAUAUGCAACGCACAAAGCCAGUACAGCUACAACGGCGGAUACGUCCUCUUCGACAUUGACCACAGCGACGUCGAAAACUUAUGUAGUGACCCCAAUUUUACGGAUGGUUUCGCAGACGCGCAUUACAUCAAGAAGUUUAUGCACACUUCAUUUCGGAACUGCAGUUCGCUUUGA
Messenger RNA from Ornithodoros turicata, 1373 nucleotides. RefSeq lists its product as uncharacterized. The transcript is spliced from 9 exons. The record is from RefSeq and is a predicted model, not a curated record. The coding region runs from base 273 to 1373 and encodes 366 amino acids. Lineage: Eukaryota; Metazoa; Arthropoda; Arachnida; Ixodida; Argasidae.